Messenger RNA from Drosophila mojavensis, 1985 nucleotides. RefSeq names its product protein 60A (gene gbb). Gene Ontology annotation, cellular component: extracellular region. The transcript is spliced from 2 exons. The record is from RefSeq and is a predicted model, not a curated record. Lineage: Eukaryota; Metazoa; Arthropoda; Insecta; Diptera; Drosophilidae. Gene Ontology annotation, biological process: SMAD protein signal transduction; BMP signaling pathway. Bases 170 to 1483 code for a protein of 437 amino acids. Gene Ontology annotation, molecular function: growth factor activity; cytokine activity.
CACUGGCGAUCGUAGUGGCAGUCCUGCCAACUUGUUUGCAAAUAGCUAACUAAAAAAAUGCAUCCAUGGGAUUAAGAUACAUACAACGAAUCUAAUACUAGUGUAAUAAUCGAAGAAACAGUCUACAUUGCUGGCAGCUUAAAACAAAAGACUUACUGUGCAAAACACGAUGACACCAUCAAUUGGCGUUUUACCAACGCUUUUCGCAGUAAUAUUCAUUAUUUUUAUUGCGCCUCAAGCCGAAUCGACACAAUCUGGAAUAUAUGUCGAUAAUGGUAAAGAUCAGACGGUAAUGCAACGUGUGCUAACCGACGAAGACAAGCUGGAUGUAUCCUAUGAAAUAUUGGAGUUCCUGGGAAUAGCCGAUCGUCCCAUGCAUCAUCGCAACCAUGGGCUAUCCCUAAGAAAAUCAGCUCCAAAGUUUUUACUUGAUGUUUAUAAUCGCAUUACCGCUGAAGAAGGACUCACAAUUCAAAGUAGCAACGAACACAGUCGCUCCAAGCGAGAUCUAAAUGAAAAUGAGCAGAAUUUUAUAACUGAUCUCGAUAAACGUGCAAUUGAUGAAAGUGAUAUUAUAAUGACAUUCUUAAACAAACGUAAUCACAAUGUGGAAGAGAUGCGGCACGAGCAUGGACGUCGUCUCUGGUUCGAUGUCAGCAAUAUACCCAAUGAUAAUUACCUAAUGAUGUCCGAACUGCGCAUUUAUCAGAAUUCAAACGAAGGCAAAUGGAUGACGACUAAUAAACAAUUUACAGUUACCGUCUACAUGAUCCGAUCCAGCGGAUCGUCACAGAAUACAUUAGAGCCGCUUUCCUCGGUGAACACAACGGGCGAUUAUGUUGGCUGGCUGGAGCUGAAUGUCACAGAAGCGCUGCAUGAUUGGCGCACCAAUGCGAAUGAGAAUCAUGGCAUCUAUAUCGGAGCACAUGCUCUGAAUAAGCCAGAUCGUGAAAUUAAAUUGGAUGACAUUGGCUUGAUUCAUCGCAAGAUCAAGGUGGACGAUGAGAAUCAACCGUUUAUGAUUGGAUUUUUCCGAGGCCCCGAACUGAUCAAGGCCACAGCCUCGCACAAUGCACAAAGGCGUACCAAACGCAGCACAUUGCAUCAGCGCAAGAAGAGCAAAUCGGAGCCGGUGAAUCCAUUUGCGGAAAAUAUCGUUGAGAAUACACGCAGCUGUCAGAUGCAAACACUUUAUAUUGACUUCAAGGAUCUGGGCUGGCACGAUUGGAUCAUUGCGCCAGAUGGCUACGGUGCCUUUUACUGCAGCGGCGAAUGCAAUUUUCCACUUAAUGCGCAUAUGAACGCCACGAAUCAUGCGAUCGUUCAAACUCUGGUCCAUCUGAUCGAGCCGAAGCGAGUACCGAAGCCCUGCUGUGCACCGACACGAUUGGGCGCAUUACCUGUACUCUAUCACCUGAAUGAUGAGAAUGUGAAUUUGAAAAAAUAUAGAAACAUGAUCGUUAAGUCCUGUGGGUGCCAUUAAAUAUAUCAAUUUAUAUAGUUUGUAAAUCUACAUUACCAUUUACAUGUACUUCCAAUCUCGAAUAUAUAUAUAUAUAUAUACACAUAUAUAUAUAAACCAAAUGUAUUAUAAAAAGAAUAUGAUUUUGUAUUGUAUUGAAAAACAAAAAAAAAUCCAACUGAUUACAAAUGAAAUGAUAAUGCAUUUUCCUAUACAUUCAUGUCUGCAAGUUAUACACAAUUAAGUUUCUAAAUGAGAUUACAUAUGUAAUAAUUUCAAUUUCAAUUUUAUAAUAAUAAUAGUAAUACAUAGUUAUUGUAGUUGUACUAUCCGUAACUAUGCUUAAGUAACAUAAUUUAUCCAAAGUGAUUUUCUGUUUGAUUCUUGUCUUGAAUCAAUACUUAAAACGCUUUCAACUAGCUGAACGCCAAUAGUACUAACUGAUUGUAUAAUUAAUGUUAAUUGUUAUGUGUGUGUAUCCAAUGGUGUCGAAAUGCAAAUAAAUCCAUAAUUAAAUUUCCAA